GCAGAGGUCAAGUGACUUCCAGAGGAUGCAAGGCCAGCUCAAAACCAUUAAGCAUUUUCACAAAAUAAAGGCCAAUCUGGAAGAAGACCUAAUCAGUGUACUGCACAAUGAGAGAAACAUUUUUAUAUCGCUGACCGUGGACACCAAGAGAGUCUGGCGAGAACAGAAUACAAGUUCUACACAGCACGGGCAGCUUGGUACAGCUUCACAUUCUGUGUUCAAGGAGAAUGUACGGUUGAAUGAGGCACUGAAUUAUUAUGUGAAAGAGGCGGAAGAACUGAAGAGGACCAAUGUAGCCUUGACAGAGAAGAAUGCUUCUCUUGCUCUCUUAAAGGUGCUAUCACUAACAGACAAUCAGAAAUUUUAG
Messenger RNA from Sinocyclocheilus grahami, 367 nucleotides. Its product is annotated as basal body-orientation factor 1-like. The coding region runs from base 26 to 367 and encodes 113 amino acids. The record is from RefSeq and is a predicted model, not a curated record. Lineage: Eukaryota; Metazoa; Chordata; Actinopteri; Cypriniformes; Cyprinidae. The transcript has 3 exons.